Prunus armeniaca (apricot) is the source of this 441-nucleotide messenger RNA. NCBI's taxonomy places the organism in Eukaryota, Viridiplantae, Streptophyta, Magnoliopsida, Rosales, Rosaceae. The record is from the annotation of a GenBank genome assembly.
AUGUCAUCAAGCAACCUUCGCAUGUCAAACAAUUCCUUCCUCCUCAUCCAAACAAAACAAGCUGCCGUUCCCCUCCAUUCUCGCACAACCCUUCUCCUCACUCACCACCGCCUUACUCUCCUUCUCAUCAACACCGCUGGAAACUCCGCCUGCCUAAACGCUUCAGCCUCCUUCCUAAUCUCCCCAUCAUCGGUGGAGGCCGGCACGCAGCCGCCAAGCCGAGUCAGCAAAGUUGAGGCAGGCAAGCUUCCCUCUAAACACCAACUCAGCGAUGUCAUGGGCACGAGCCGCCAUCUCGGCCUUCAGAUAAGUCCCCGCGCCAUGUCCUGUGCUGCUUGUUGUUGGGUGUUCGAGCAAAUUUCUGCCCGGGGAAUAUUCGCCAGUAGAUUCUUGUCCUUCUCUUUCUUCUCCAUUGAUUCAUGUAAAACAAAUCCAGGUUAA